AUGGUGAUGCACUUAUGCGUGAUUAUUCUUGGUGUACUGUUUGGCAUUUCCAACGGUCAUGGUUGGGGUAUGGGAUGGGACAUGAUGUACGGACAUAACGGGCCAUUUUACAAUGGUCUGCCAAUGCCCACUAUGGGAUUGCACGGGGGACAGUGGAAUGAGUUCGCUCCCGGCAUCCCUCCUCUUCCCCACAAUCUGUACAACCCUGAGCAAGGUAAAGGCUCCAGCUUCAGCAACACAGAGACAACGGAACGAAAGAAGCUGAGUUCGAAACUUACCGUUUACGGUGACAACAAUAAGCAAAAGAAUUCCGUUAGUGACAAAUUCAUCUUCGCCAAAACUAAGUACGGAUCCGAUUACAGUGGUAAACGUGGCGAAAAAUACCACUCUGGCAAGUCAAAGUAUGGGGACAAGAAGGAAAAAAGUAAUAAAUCAGAUGAGUCCCAAAAGACUGAAGAAGAUUACGACGGUGCGAGCUAUGCACAUAGAGAAGUGGGAUACAAUCCAAGUCAUGUUUAUGGUCCUGGUUAUGGACAUUUCGGACCUCAGGCAUACGAAAAAUACAGAAUGAUCAAUAAUUACAACCGAAAUAUCGACACAUACGGCUACGACAGGGAUGGAUAUGGUUUCGACUACCAUGCUUGGGGCACGCCCCGAUUUAAUUUACCCUUUGAAUGGCAUAGAUGGUAG
Molecule: messenger RNA, 690 nt
Organism: Dicrocoelium dendriticum
Lineage: Eukaryota; Metazoa; Platyhelminthes; Trematoda; Plagiorchiida; Dicrocoeliidae
Source: the annotation of a GenBank genome assembly